UCUCCGCGCGCGCUGCUGGUGUCUGUGCCAUGAUGUCAUAAUUUCUAUCAAACUUAUGCCUUGAUUUGGACCUGAUCCUGUUUCUGCUGGAAGCUAAACAGUUUAGGAGCACACUAUCUCUCUCUCACACACACACACACACACACACACACCUCCAGGAGAAUACUGUACCCUGAUUUUUGCUUUAUUGUUGUUGGACUUGGAGAUGAUGGAGCUGGUCUGGGUUCUCCUGUGCGUCAUGGCCAACCUGUGCGUCUCUGUGUCCAGGGCUGAGAGACACAGUGUCUUCUGGAAUAGCACCAACCCAAAGUUUCAGGAGGACGUCUACGCAGUAGAGGUGCGUCUGAACGACUACCUGGACAUCGUGUGCCCGCAUUACCCUCUGGGCACGGUGCCGUCCCAGGAGGCAGAGCGCUAUGUGCUAUACAUGGUGGAGCGUGAGGACUACGAGGCGUGCCGGCCACAGUCCUAUGAGCAGAUGCGCUGGGAGUGCGGCCAGCCCUUUGCCCAGCACGCGCCAGAAAAGUUCUCUGAGAAGUUCCAGCGGUUUACACCCUUCACCCUCGGCAAGGAGUUCCGCCCAGGCCAGAGCUACUACUACAUCUCUAAACCGCUACACCACCAUGGACAGGAGUGUCUGAAGCUAAGAGUGGAUGUUGUUGCAAAUGAUGGUUCACAAGAGGCUAGAGUUGGACCAGGUAAAGGAAGCGGAGGAGGCGUGCACACCACCUCGAACCGCUUACCGGCAGACGAGCCAGUGGUGCUGCCAGAUGUUCAGAAAAGUGUGCGAGCAAGCGCUGCGGUCAGACCAGCCUUUUCAACCAUCCUUACCAUCCUGCUACCUUUAUUAUUACUACCGGUGUUAAAUCUGGAUUAAAAACAUUUUAAAGCACUACAGUGAUCCAAAAUCGAGAUGAAGAGUGGCGUGUGUUUAAGUUAAACACACAGGAGGAGUUCUCAAAAGCCCAGCGCUGGCCACUGGGGGACGGAGCCGAGGGACUCUCUGAUACUGUUCUGGUUUUAAGAGACGGUUCGCCAAAAUCAAGACAGUCCCAAGUCUGCUAGAGUCAGCAGUAACGUGGGCAUUUUGUCCUGAAAGGAUGCCUUUUGUAAAGGGAAAUGUCAAACCCUUUUUUUUUUUUGAGCAAACCUUCCAUUUUGCAGAAGUUCUAGAGUAGCUGGAAGAGCGAUAAACGAUAAGCGUUGAGUGUUUGGCCAACCCAAGGCAACAUUCUGUAAUAAUCUACAGGACAGCCCAUAAUCUAAUGAGCCAAAGAUCACAGAGCUUAUCACUGAAGUGUACAAGGGUUUCGUUGUUUUUGUUUUUCAACUGAUUUCUCCAUGUAGCAGCGAAGAAGCACAAUCUGUCUGUGUACCAUUAAUAAAUCAACUGGACAACUUACAGUUUAUACACACACACACAUACACACACACACACACAUACACACACAGGUCAUGUGCCAUACAAAGACACAAUUUGUAGCAUUCACACACUUAAGCUGUUUUGUUGUUGUACGUUUUAUUUGAAGAGUUUUUAUGUUAUUUAAGUGACCUAUAUGGCAAACAGCUGUAUAAAAGGAGCACAAAAUCCAACCGUGUUUUUUUAGGAAGAAAUAAGCAGAGAGAGAGAGAGAGAAUUAUAAUAAUUUGCUAAUUAACCAAAUACAUACAGACUCUUCAGUAAAUUAAAUAGAGAAAUACAUUACUGUGAUCGGUUAUGUGCUGUGUUUCUCCUUUGAUCAACUUAAAGAGGAAAGAAAUACUUUAUAUCUAUUUAAUCUCACUAAUUGACAUUUAAUAAAGAGAGAGGGAGAGGGCUUGUCUGCAUGAAAAUGAUUCCGCAUGCUCUUUCACAGUCUCAGUCUUACAAUAUGGCGCGUACCAUCAUAGAGGAAAAAAACUCCAUAGAUGUGACAACCAAUUCAGGUCGUCAGCUGACUUCGUUUUAUUGCCACAUUUUUUUCUGAUGAGUCUCACUAACAAGGGGUUUCCUCCCAGACUGGACACACAGCUGUUGAAUCCCGAACUUGUAAGUGUGCGCGUAUGGAAAUGCUCUGACUUUCAUUGGGAACAUAGCACACUGAUUUCUACUGUCCAUUGUUUAUGAUGCAAUUUAACCAAGAGUUUAAGUGAUCUGUUCAUGAUUGCCCAUGACGUUGACAGUUCAGUUGAUCAUCCUUCCCGCGUUUACUAAUUUGUUGGACACAUCUUCAGUCAUUUCAGCUCUCUCUCUCCCUAGUUGUUUUCUUUGCUUCAUGCACGCCCUUAUUAAAUAGCGUUUUUUUUUUUUGUCCAAUUCAAUUCAAUUUUAUUUGUAUAGCGCUUUUAACUUUAAUUGUCAUUGUCGCUUUACACAAUCAAAGUUUUUUUAAAGUUUGUAUGGAAUGUGAAUGAAUCAGAAUGGUCAGAUAGUCCCUAAUGAGCGAGCAAGCGAUGUCCAUUUUUUAGUCCUUUUAUAUUUCUGUAUAAAAUGAUUAGAGUCCAGAUAUCUAAGGUCUUUAAAAAUGCUUAAAUUUUACAUUAUUUCCUAAUUUAAUAAAAAUCCAAGCAAUUAUUAUAUUGUUGACGUUAACUUACCAGGCAAGUAGAAUGUUUAAAACAUUUGAGCUGGCACGGAAAUAACAAGUUAGUUUAAAGUCUUGAUGUCUUAGGAUCACACACAAGAGGAAAAUCCAAUACAACCAGUAUAUAUCCAUAUACAAACAGUAACUCUGGUCAUUAUUACACACUUAUACACUGUGUGUGUGUGUGUGUAUACAUACACACACCCAUAAUGAUUUGUGUUAAACAUUCCACAAUGACAGUUUCUCAGAUAUUUGAACUCCACUUCACUGAUGCAUGUAUCACACACACACACACACACACAUGCACAUAUAGUAGAAUAGUACAAUAGAGAUGAUUUUAUGAUUAUGUAUUUAAUGCUGUAUAACGACAAAACUGAAUCGGUCCGCAUCUACUACACGAAAUGCUACACGGUCAAACGUCUACCUGUUUUAUGUGAUGUUAAAAAAUGCAAUGCAUGACUACACGUCGCUCUGAUCUACUCCUCGAAACCCCGUACUCUGUAUGUGUCAUGUAAACUGUAUAUUAUGUACAUAUAGAUGGAUAUAUAUAAGAAAGUUAAAUACUGUAAAUGUUUAUUCAUAUGUGAAAUAAAGAUUAUUUUUGGAACA
Molecule: messenger RNA, 3173 nt
Organism: Clarias gariepinus (North African catfish)
Lineage: Eukaryota; Metazoa; Chordata; Actinopteri; Siluriformes; Clariidae
Gene: efna1a
Product: ephrin-A1a
Exons: 5
Coding region: 206-877 (223 amino acids)
Biological process (GO): axon guidance; ephrin receptor signaling pathway
Cellular component (GO): plasma membrane
Molecular function (GO): ephrin receptor binding
Source: RefSeq, a predicted model, not a curated record